Molecule: messenger RNA, 2804 nt
Organism: Gadus macrocephalus (Pacific cod)
Lineage: Eukaryota; Metazoa; Chordata; Actinopteri; Gadiformes; Gadidae
Gene: rspry1
Product: ring finger and SPRY domain containing 1
Exons: 15
Coding region: 686-2464 (592 amino acids)
Cellular component (GO): cytoplasm
Molecular function (GO): ubiquitin-protein transferase activity; protein binding
Source: RefSeq, a predicted model, not a curated record
CCACAAAGCCUCGAUGCAACAGUUGUGGUACUGACUCCUUUGUAUGGUAUUUGUUUGGAGAACAGUAACGUUACACCCCUAGUCGUCAGCCGCCCAGCCUCCGCAUCCACAUCCUACUGGAGCUAAAGCUACGGAACUUAGCUUGCGCCGCUAGCCUUAUAGUGUGUGUUUGUGUGUAUACGAAACGCUUGCUACCGUUAAAUGAAAUUAUUAUUGUGUAUUCAUAUCGAAGCGUACAUAGUCACCAAUAUUUGAAUUGUACGAAAUUACAAAAAUGAUGACUGAAUAGUCCGUUGUUAAAUCGUUACGCGUAGAAAAUUGCUACCAAUCCUAGCUAACUUGUAUAGCUUGCUAACAUCAUAACCAAGAGUCUGCUGAACCCUACAUUAUACAUUGUGGGCUGCUUCAAGCUACACCUCUUGAUGGAUUUCGUUUGAACACGUAUAUCUCAAGUGUGGGAGACAGUGGGGAAAGUUGGACCCUGUGUCGGUAACAUCUAUAAUAUCUAGAGCUCUCUCAAUUGCAUUCCUGCAACUUGUCACAGCCCAUUAAACCAACCAUAACGAGUAUUGAAAGGAGUAAAGAAUUUGGCUUCCCCGUCGCUAGGCCACGCUAUGAUCAGCGCCACUGAUCCCACCUGGUCGAUUGGGACAAGACUCCCACAAAACCAUGCGCUCCAAAUGAUAUGAUAGUAGCAGCUUGGAUCACUUUCUGUGCCUGCAGGAGCCUUGUGCAGGUUCUGCUCUUCCUUUCCUCCUCCAAACCCCCUCGUUCAUUCUGGGAGACCCUCGCCAGGGCCGUCUCCGGCACAGUAACUAUGGGUAACAGCUGUGUGUGCCGAGAGGACAGUGACUUGGAGGACCACUACCACGGCUCAUCGAGGGCCGUCCGAGGGCAGACCCGCCGGGUGGAUCAGGGAACGGGAGCCACCGUAGACACUAGCGAGACCAGAAGCAGCCGGCCUAGAGACCCGGUGAGACCACCGCGCCGCGGGCGGGGACCCCAUGAGCCAAGACGGAAGAAGCAGAAUGUAGACGGGCUGGUGCUGGAUACACUCUCUGUCAUCAGGACUCUUGUGGACAAUGAACAAGAGCCCCCCUACUCCAUGAUCACCUUGCAUGAGAUGGCAGAAACAGACGACGGCUGGCUGGAGGUUGUGCAGUCUCUAAUCCGAGUGAUUCCAUUGGACGAUCCCCUGGGUCCUGCUGUGAUCACCCUCCUGCUCGACGAGUGCCCCUUACCCACCAAGGAUGCUCUCCAGAAGCUCUCAGACAUGUUGAGUCUGAGUUCAACUGUGGCGCGUCAGGACGCUCUUAGCCCAGCGAAACACAGGAACACCACCGCUGUCCUGGGCUGCCUGGCAGAGAAACUGGCUGGACCCGCUAGUAUCGGACUAUUGAGCCCUGGAACUCUUGAAUAUCUUCUGGAGAGCCUGAGCUCUGAGGCCCACCCUACAGUCAUGCUGUUUGCUCUCAUUGCUUUGGAGAAGUUCUCCCAGACCAGUGAAAACAAGCUGACCGUGUGUGAUUCGUGUAUCAGUGAACGUCUCGCUGUUCUGGAGUUGUGGGCGGAGCAGUCUGAUUACCUGAAGAGACAGGUUGGAUUCUGCUCCCAGUGGAGUCUGGACAACCUCUUCCUGAAGGACAGUCGACAGUUCACCUACGAGAAGGUCAACCUUACGCACAUCAACGCUAUGCUGAACAGCAACGACGUCAGCGAGUACCUGAAGAUCUCCCCUACCGGCCUGGAGGCGCGGUGUGACGCGGCGUCCUUCGAGAGCGUGCGCUGUACGUUCUGCGUGGACUCUGGCGUGUGGUACUACGAGGUGACGGUCAUCACCUCCGGGGUGAUGCAGAUCGGCUGGGCCACCAAGGACAGCAAGUUCCUCAACCACGAGGGUUACGGGAUAGGAGACGAUGAGUACUCGUGUGCAUACGAUGGCUGCAGGCAGCUGAUCUGGUACAACGCCCGCAGUAAAGCCCACUCUCACCCCUGCUGGAAGGAAGGUGAUGCUGUUGGGUUCCUGUUGGACCUCAGCAAGAAGCAGAUGAUCUUUUCCUUGAAUGGUCACCAACUGCCCCCAGAAAAACAAGUCUUCUCCUCAGCCACGUCGGGCUUCUUUGCGGCGGCCAGCUUCAUGUCCUACCAGCAGUGUGAGUUCAACUUUGGGGCCAAGCCGUUCCGCCACGCGCCCCCCGUCCGGUUCAGCACCUUUAACGACUUUGCCUCCCUUUUGCCCACCGAGAAGAUCAUCCUGCCCCGACACCGUCGCCUGGCCCUGCUAAAGCAGGUGAGCAUCCGGGACAACUGCUGUACGCUGUGCUGUGACAUCAUGGCCGACACAGAGCUGCGCCCCUGUGGACACGGUGGUAUAUGCAUGGAGUGUGCCUUACAGUUAGAGACCUGUCCGCUGUGCCGCCAGGACAUCCAGACCCGCGUCAGACUGAUUGCACACGUGUCCUGACACAGCCCCUGACGCCUCACACCAGGACACGCUCAGCACCCCCCUGGGCCCCGCACCUCCACGCCCCGGGGCCCCGGCACGGGUCCCCGGGUACGGCCAUGCUUGAAUGGGAAGGGACUGGCACAGGUGAGGGACAUCGGGUUGGGGGAGGACAGGAGAACCCGAGCAAGGGUCGUUGGGAAGGGUGGAUACCUUGGAGCCUUUUCUGGAACUGCCCCAGCUCACUGCUGGCGAGAGGAAGAUGUCCGCAAUUCACCUGCUUGAUUGUUCUGGAACCAGAAGGAAGAAUGGGAGGAGCUUAUUCAAUCACAUUACAAAUGGCAAGAUUUUUUUUUAGACA